AAAAAAUUCAAAAAUGUUGAAGUUGCUUUUCUUUCAAUUCCAGUUAGCACAAAUUUUCUAGAUGUAAUGUUGCAUAGCUACUCCAAGCAGCUUUUGCUUCAGAGAUGUUACAAUUGGUACUUCACCAGAGUGCUUCUGUACUGCAGGCUACAUGGGAGUCUCUAUUCUUCAACAAUGCUCCCUCGCUGAAAUGAAUUUAAACUCUGUAACGUCCUAUCUACUUGUUUGAUAUGAUUUCAACUUCUAUUUCCCCGCUGGUAUGAAAUGAAUCGAUUUAGCAAGUGGAGAGUUUUCAGUAGGUAGAUCGAUUGCUUACUGUGCAACAACAGUAAACUAAUAUUAACUGUAGUAGGACAAAAAAUGAAUAAGCCCAAAUUCCAUUUGGUACUGAUUUUCAUCCUUCAACAUUUACCAGAUUUGUAGAUUACCUUGAGAUGACAGUAAGAUUUAGAUGGCAAAAAGCUUCAGUGGCCUAAUAACUUCUGGUGUGCAAUCAUUGAACCUCAGUCUUGAUACUUUAAGUUCAAAAGGGGUCCUCCUUGUUAGAUGUUCAAGAAAGUUGUAGGCCCUGCUACACUUCUUGGUUCUAAAUUCUUGAUCAUUAUUUGGGAGGCAAAACCAUGUGAUAAUGCAUGACUCAUGUCCUGUCUUUAAUGUCCGAAGAAAAGCCUCUUCACCACAUCAACAAAAUGAUGAUUCUUCUGUAUAUAAGCUCAUAACUUGAUUAGCACAGCACCAGUUCUUCAUUCACAAACAUUAUAGAAAGCCUUCUUUAUCCUUUAAACCUUUCUAUUCAUUGUUUGUUUGAUUUAAUACAAGGAAGCAUCCUGUACAACAAUGGCUAUUCGUCUGCCUCGUAUUAUUCAAGCUAAGCAAAUUCUUAGGCGCUCCAUAUUGACGUCUAAUGCUGCCAUUUCAGCUUCUGUAGAUGUUCCAAGAGGCUAUUUAGCAGUUUAUGUUGGAGAAAAUGAAAAGAAACGAUUUGUGAUUCCCGUUGCUUACCUGAAUGAGUCUGCAUUCCAAGAAUUACUAAGCCAAGCCGAGGAAGAGUUUGGUUUUGAUCAUCCAAUGGGGCGUUUGACAAUCCCCUGCAGAGAAGACAUGUUCAUUGAUCUCACUUCUCGCUUGAGUAGAUGUACGAGUUAACCGAGCUGGCACGCAGUGUUAGACAAUAAUAGUAUUUAGUUGACAUAGCAAAGCACAAUCUUUGUAAUGUAGAGCAUGCAGAUUGCUUUUGUACAUUGCUUUUUUUUCCAUGAAAGCAGAGCAUUAUGACUAUUUGAAGCUGUCUGAAACUGCCAUUAGUAGAGGAACAAAAUACAGCUUCAAAAGAAUGAUUUAUUAAUCUUCCUUAUCAGAUUCGACCUGCAGCAUUCUUCUGUUUAAGAGCAACAUUUGCAGAAUAAUA
Coffea arabica (coffee) is the source of this 1408-nucleotide messenger RNA. Its product is annotated as auxin-responsive protein SAUR22-like. The record is from RefSeq and is a predicted model, not a curated record. Gene Ontology annotation, biological process: response to auxin. Lineage: Eukaryota; Viridiplantae; Streptophyta; Magnoliopsida; Gentianales; Rubiaceae.